AUGCUGCGCUUUCCUUUAGUCCCCUUCGACCCUCCCGCACUUCCUUCUUCCAAUUCUCAUUCUCCUCCUUCUCCUCCUCCUCCUCCUCCUCCUCCUCCCACGCAGCAACCCCGUAUGAUCCGGGGUUGGACUUCUCUUAAGCGGCGUCUGAGACGCAGUCCGGUCCUGUCGGAGCCCUCGAGCGAAGACACCUCACAAACCGCCCCUUCAACCAUCACAAGCAACGAUGACAAGAUGGCGACUUGGAUGAAAUUCCAAGAGGACGGCUUUUCGCGUUAUUCGUCAUCCAUCUACAGUCAAGCCGAAAGCCAAAGUCCGAAUGGAAGUCCCGGGAAGCCAAUGCAGCGGCCUCUCUCGCCAAUUGCGCCUCUGUUCAGUUCCUCUCCCAGUGGGAAGUCCCCAAUGGCCCCUCCCCGUCGCCACUCGCGCCCUUACAAAGUCGGCAGUAUUGGCUGGGUUAUCCCAUCAGACGUCUUGGCUACCUCAGGCACGGCCUCGGAGGUGCUGGGGAUGGAGGGAUUGAAUAUGCUACAAAUCGAAGCUCACAUGAAAGGAGCUCUCAAGAUAUUUGCCAAGAUCUACACUUCGGCGAAGAUCUUGCAUGUCGCGUUUCUUGCGUACGGGGCAGAGCUCGGGAACAGCAAAUUUGGACUCUUGCAUUGGAUCGAACGCGCGGAAGCUAAUAUUCGAACCGACUCACUGUCCGAUCUUAUCGAAAUCGUGGAGAAUCUGUUUUACACCCUCUACGCGCGAAUUGUCCUGGAAAUGGCAGCAAUGGAACUCUGCGCCAAUUUCAAAACGGAACCUCGCCAAUGUCUAGACCGUCGUAAAUUCUACCUCCCCAAUCCGGCUCACCUGUACCACAUCUUUGUAUCGAUCAAAGACGUUCUCGACUCACCCGCCAUCUGCGAGGGGCUCCACGAAUCUGUCCUAUGUGCAUACCAGGAAAUUCACCUCCGCAAUGUUGCCGAUCAGAAUGCCGACAAAGAAUACAAUCUGGAUGACCCGAUCGGCUACCACCGAUACGUGCUGGAAAUAGUGAGCGAUAGAAACAGCAGAUUCGUCCAGAAAUGGGCUACCCUGCUUCCCUUCUUCAGUGAUAUUCCGGCAGAGUUGAUGAUCGCCAUUUCGGAGAAUUACCUCACUGUUGAGCCCCAGGUGGAACUUCAGAGCGACGUGCCUGCCGACCAACUGCCUUUCAAUGAUUUGAAAACGACGCAGUACAAUAUGUGGGUGAAGGAGCUUACCGAGGACUACCGAGUGGCCUCUCUAGCCAGUUUAGAAGGUAGAAUGUUGGGAGAAUAUCGCCGCGACGAAGGAAAACCGCUCUUAACAUUGGCCAAGCAGCACAAGUGCAUCUGCAUCUCUCUCUGUCGCUGUGCUGGUGAAUGUACCGUUUGUCUCGAGCUCCCCUGCCCCUGCUAUGAACGACAGCUGCGGAUUCUGCUGGCCCAAAACCGCAGAGGUCCCGGCGAAUUCGACUUCGCAACCCGGGCGAACACCCUUGCGCGGGCUUUGUUUGAAAAACUUGCGUUCCUGAAACUGAGCAUCCGCCAUGAUCAACUGCUGAGUCAGUUAGACGAGGUGAUGGAAGGGUUCGAACUGGAGAUUUUGAAGGAGCGCUCGUCAGGGUUGAGCGGUUCUUGGACUUGA
Molecule: messenger RNA, 1653 nt
Organism: Penicillium manginii
Lineage: Eukaryota; Fungi; Ascomycota; Eurotiomycetes; Eurotiales; Aspergillaceae
Exons: 3
Coding region: 1-1653 (550 amino acids)
Source: RefSeq, a predicted model, not a curated record